CCUGCGCAGGCGGUGAUGGCGGCGGGCGGAGCUGGGGCGGCCAUGGCGGGCGGCCAGGCCGGAGCAGCGCGAUCCCGAUCGCUGUUCUUGUGGGAUGACGGGCAUCCUAUGCGGUUCUACCUGCGGCCCGGCCUAGCCAAGCUGCGCCUGGCGCCCCUAGUGCUGGCGGGCGGCGGGCGCCUGUGUCGGGUGCAGGAGCCAGGGGCCGUGCUCCUGGCGCAGCCCGGCGAGGUGGCUCCCGACGGGGCCGUCUCAACCGAGUACGUGGCGGAGUGCGUGAAGCGCAACCAGCGGCUGCCGCUGGAGCCCUUCCUGCUGACAGCCCGCGGCCGCCUGGCCUUCACGGAGGCGGAGGAUGCGGCGCUGCUGCAGGCGGUGCGCGGCCAGCGCAUGGUGCGGGUGAGCGGCCGUGCGCUGUGGAUAGAGCUGGAGCGGAGCGGCCUGACGCGGCACAGCUGGCAGGCCAUGCGUGACCGCUACCUGCGGCACCUGCUGCCGCGGCUUUGGGAGCCCCCGCAGACGGAGGAUCCCACGCAGAUCAGGGGUCUGUUCGCGGCAGCUAAUCGGGAGUUCGAAAGCACGGAGUCAGAAAGUGACUCUUCAGAUGUUGCAGAACUUUCCACACAAGAUGGAGUGAGAAGGUCCCCAGGAGAAGCAGCAUCUGAGCUGAAAACUGGGCCAGAGGACUCUGCUUUCCCUGACAUUCAGUUACAAAGGCAAGAAAGACCACAAAGCACUUGUUCUUCUUCCAGCGUGGUGGGACAAGUAAUAAAAACUAUGGAGCACUUCAUGGAGAAGUUUGCUGUGGACCUGCACACUGUUACACAGGCCUUCCUCAAAAACAGCGGUGACGUGGAAGCUACUUCAUACUUUCUGCAGACAGGGCAGCGCUUGGAUGGGUACCCUGUAUGGAGCAGAGAGGAUGAUUUAGAAUUGCAAAAGGAUGAUGAACAUGCCAGAAAUAAAUUGAUAGCCAAAUUUGGAGCUGAAAACGUAGCAAAGCGGAUAGUGUUUAGAGAGAGUUAACAAGAGGACAUGACUGAUCCAGAACAGUUGCAGAAGUGUAAUAGUCAUUUCAGAAAAACAGUGGAAAAUUUGAUCGCAGUUCUGAAGUUUUCAGAAAUGCUUUGAUUUUUUUUGUAUUAAAAGGCCUG
Molecule: messenger RNA, 1154 nt
Organism: Melozone crissalis (California towhee)
Lineage: Eukaryota; Metazoa; Chordata; Aves; Passeriformes; Passerellidae
Gene: TERF2IP
Product: TERF2 interacting protein
Exons: 3
Coding region: 16-1026 (336 amino acids)
Biological process (GO): regulation of DNA-templated transcription; telomere maintenance via telomere lengthening
Cellular component (GO): shelterin complex
Molecular function (GO): telomeric repeat DNA binding
Source: RefSeq, a predicted model, not a curated record